UCACUUUGCCGAUCACACUCGAAUCGAUUUAUUGAUAGAAAUUGGACAUAUAUGUGGAAUCUUUUGUUGACGGCUCGGUUGACAUGGUUACUGUGUCCAGCUUGAAUCACUCGAACCACGUGAGUCAUAUUUCAUUUUGCUUGUAUGAAGAUCAUCAGAGGAAAUCUCGCGUUCUUCGUUGGAUCUCAUUGGAUCUUGCUCAACAUUCUCCGAUGAUCUUCAUCUCGCGAUGGCAAAUCCGGAUGAGACAAAGAUCAUCUGCGAAUGUCUAUACACUCCUGAAGACGAAAGUGUGAAGGAUAACUUCAAUAACGCUCCUAACAUUCACGAGAUCGACGAGGAGAGCGAGACCGAAGAAACGACGAUCUUGGAGCACCCGAAUCCUUCUGCUCCGGACGAAGAAGAUGAUUACGUUGCACAGGAGACCAGGAAUGCAUCGGACGACGAAUCGGCAUACGCAGGAGAGUCCUUUUGCUCCGACGAGUCUUGCGACGAGUCCGAAGUCACUAACAUCGCAUCAGGAUCGCUAAAUCCCUCCUCUCUGCUCCGCAUCGGUGAUCUUCAGCGCAGCCAGAGUUCGAAAGAGCCGGACGAAGAUGUCAGCGAAUUAAGGUGGAAGGAUGAAUCUUACUCUAUGAGUGACGAACCGUCUCGCGCAGCUACGGCGGAUAGAUUGACCAGGACGAGGAGAUGCAGACGAUGGAACAUGAGCUUCACUGAUGAGGAGAUGCGUAAAAUCGAGCGGGAAAACGAGCUGCUGCUGAGGAAGAUUAUGGCGCAGCAGAAACCCCGGCAUAAGAUCCUCGGUGAACGCAGUGCUCAGCCUAGGAUCAGCAGCUCCGCGAUAAACAGGAAGAAGUUGCAGAAGAGGAUAGAAGACGACAAUAUGCUGCUCCUCAGAAGGAUACAACAGGCCAAGUCGUGCGUCUUCGCGAAUGCAUCGAAAACGGGUUGUAGAUUGACCUUUUUGUAGAGCUCUUUUUUUUUAUAAUUUGAAAAAAUAUUUUUAUAUCAUCUCAUUUAGAAAUUGAAUCAACCGUAUCUGCUGAUUAAGAUGAAUUUGAUAAACUGAUAUUACAGCUCUGUAGAGAAAUGACACGAAUAUAAAUCACAUGAAAUGAUACACUUUUUUAAAUAUAUAUAAUCUAUCAGUGUCGUACCGUUUCGCAGAAGAAGAGCUCACAAUGUUUUUUUUUUUUUUCGGUUCCGUAAUCUGUGAGGAAAAAGAAUUCUUACUUUUUAAAACAUCACUAUGCACUUUUUUUGUGACUUCUUUAUUAAAACACAACGAUUACCAGUCUUGAAGAAUAGGUACACAUUUCUUUCACUUUUCAUACUUUGUAUACGGCGCAACCUUGUAAAACUUACUCUUGAAAAUUUGCUUGAAGGUAUCUCUACAAGUCAAGACUAUAAAAAAUCACAGUUCUCACUCGUCUCGAAUAACUUAAUUAUUAUUCGUGAUUAAUAUACCAAGAUCCGGGACUCUCGAGUAUUGCGAUAGUUUAUUUUCUUUUCUCCCCCCCUUUUUAGUCCCUCUUUUUUUUAAUCCCCCUUACAUAUGCAUACGCGGACAAUGUCGCGAGAGAAGAGAAAGAAUGUGCUGUAAAUCAAGAAGCAAAUAAUAAAUUUCCGUAUAUAUAAGCCAUGUAUAACGAUAUAGUUGUUCCUUUAAAUUAAUACGUGCUGUGAUUAUAAUAUGAAAAACUGCAUUUCCUUUUUUUUUCCACUUUUUUAUGCAAGUUCUGUAAUUCCACAUGUGCUAUUUCCAUUUUAUUUGUAAUCGAUCAAUCAAUAUAUGUAUCUCUUAUAAAACAAACCAAACAAAAAGAAAA
This is a messenger RNA of Formica exsecta, 1832 nucleotides long. Its product is annotated as cilia- and flagella-associated protein 97-like. The transcript is spliced from 2 exons. The coding region runs from base 230 to 973 and encodes 247 amino acids. The record is from RefSeq and is a predicted model, not a curated record. Lineage: Eukaryota; Metazoa; Arthropoda; Insecta; Hymenoptera; Formicidae. Gene Ontology annotation, biological process: spermatogenesis.